Molecule: messenger RNA, 3569 nt
Organism: Paraphaeosphaeria sporulosa
Lineage: Eukaryota; Fungi; Ascomycota; Dothideomycetes; Pleosporales; Didymosphaeriaceae
Product: phospholipase D/nuclease
Exons: 8
Coding region: 183-3446 (1087 amino acids)
Biological process (GO): cell motility
Molecular function (GO): catalytic activity
Source: RefSeq, a predicted model, not a curated record
UGCGACGUGAGAUUUCCUGUUUGCAUGAAUCACAACCCCUGUCCAAGCUGAAGCACGAUGACGAGGCGGGGUUUGGUGGAUCUUCGCCGACAACCCCAAGCUUCCUUCAGCUCGCCUUAGCUCCAGUACUCAAAUCCACUUUCUUCUCGGAUCGCCAUUGCAGAAGCUGAGCUUCAGCAAUCAUGGCUUACAACCGCCGCGACGACGACCUGGCGUAUGGGGAGCACCAUGGCCAGCUGCAGGAGGGCGAGGAGGGAGACCGUGGCUUCAUUGGGGAUAUGGGCAGGCGCGUAUUCGGAGGCCAGAAGGAGAACACACAGCAAGGUUCGCAUGGUGCUGGUGGACUCGGUCUCUUCGAUAAACUGCACAGCGCCAUCCACGAAGUCGCAUCGGACAUCAAGGAGAAGGUUUCGGGCAAGGAUGAUCGCCCGGUGGGAAACCAACAGGGCGGGCCUCCACAGGGCAACUAUGGCCAACAGAGCAACCAAGACUCCCAAGUACAGCCAGGCCAGGAAUACCACAACCAGCAUCGUUUCUUGAGCUUCGCGCCAGAGCGACAGGGCAACGACAUCAAGUGGUACGUUGAUGGAUGCGGUUACAUGUACGCCGUAUCUCUAGCUAUCGAACGCGCACGAGAGUCCAUCUGGAUUCUGGACUGGUGGUUAUCGCCAGAGCUGUACCUCCGACGUCCUCCAGCAAAGAACCAACAGUAUCGGAUUGAUCGCAUGCUACAAGCUGCCGCUCAGCGUGGAGUCAAAGUCAACAUUAUUGUAUACAAGGAGGUGACUCAGGCCUUGACUCGUAAGUACCUAAAUCCAUCAUUGCCCGACUAUCUACACUCUCUUCUCCCUAGGUCCACGGACCCCUUCACGAAAGGGCUUACGAGAAUUGGCCUCGAUGUCAUCUUUAAAUCUUUGGAAGAAAUUGAAAAGACGGACCCGCUGAUUAAACCUCCUGUCACAGUUUCUUCGGCUCAUACAAAGCAUGCUUUGGAGGCCCUUCACCCUAAUAUAGGUGUCUUUAGACAUCCAGACCAUUUGCCGGAUGCAGCUGUUCUUGGAGGCUCCUUCAUUCAAUCGUUGCAGAACAUGUCCUUUAGUCCUGCUAAGUUGGCACAAAUGCCCGGAGAUAGUCUGAAGGCGAUCUACGGCGCACAUGACGGCACUGUAUUAUACUGGGCGCAUCACGAAAAGCUUUGUCUGAUUGACGGUGAGAUAGCGUUUAUGGGCGGACUGGAUCUCUGCUAUGGUCGAUGGGAUACAAAUCAGCAUCCUAUCGCCGAUGCUCACCCAGGUAACUUGGAUCGUAUCGUUUUCCCGGGACAAGAUUUCAACAAUGCUCGCAUCUUGGACUUCCAGGACGUCCCUAAUUGGGAAAACAACAAACUCGAUCGAACGCAAAGCUCGCGCAUGGGCUGGUCCGAUGUGUCGCUCUCGUUCGCAGGCCCGGCUGUGCAAGAUUUGAGGACGCACUUCAGCCAGCGAUGGAACUUCAUAUACGAUGAGAAAUACAGCAAGAAAGACACGCGUUAUGCAAGGCUACCAGACACCAGCAGUGGCGCCCAACAAGGCGGUACAUACCCUCCACCACCUCAACAGCGAGGAUUCGACGAAGAAGCAGAACGAGAGCGCGGAUUCGGUGGCGAUGACGAAGGCGAAGAAGGCGAACGUGGCUUGUUCGGCCGUGGUGAAGGCCGAGGCGGCGGUUUCCGUGACAAGCUAUUCAAUCGAGCCCAGCAAGAGUUCGGCCGUUACGGACACCACGGAGAAGGACAGCAACAACAAUAUCAAUCACACGCAGAGCAUGGAUCUCAGCGAGGAAGGGCAGACUGCCAGCUCACGCGGAGCUCCGCGAAAUGGAGUCACAAUAUCUCGACUGAGCAUUCUAUUCAGAAUGCUUACUGCGAGAUUAUCAAGAACAGCAAGCACUUUGUGUACAUUGAAAACCAGUUUUUCAUCACUGCAACUGGCAACGAUCAGAAGCCAGUUCGAAACCAGAUUGGAGCAGCAAUUGUUGAGCGUAUCAUCCGAGCCGCUCGGAACGGCGAAAGGUAUAAGAUGUUUGUCAUGAUGCCAUCCGUGCCUGCGUUCGCGGGUGACUUGAAGGGGGACGAUGCCCUCGGCACGCGCGCUAUCAUGGAAUUCCAGUACAACUCCAUCAACCGUGGCGGACACUCCAUCUACGAAGAAAUCCAAAAGGCUGGAUUUAACCCCGUGGAUUACAUCCGCUUCUACAACCUGCGAAACUAUGAUCGCAUCAACGCCAGUGGCGUUAUGCGCACCGCAGAAGAGCAGAGUGGAGUAUCUUAUGGACAGGCUAGCGAAGGCUUCGAUGCCGCUCACGAGGCUACCCGCGGCGACUUUCAGGAUACGCGUGGAUUCGAGGGAGAGGGCGAGCGUGGUUACCAGCCAUAUCGUCCACCUCCGACAGCCGAGUAUGGAGUCUAUGAGAUGGACGGUUCCUCAAACUACGGCCAGAACCAAAGUCACGGUCAAAGCCAGGGAGGCUACGGCCAGGAUUCAGGCUAUGGUUCUCAAUAUCAGAACAGGCCAGGUAACAGGCCGGACGAGUACAAGCGAGAUGACUACAACAAGUACCAGCAAGCCGCGUCCCAGAUUGGAGGCCGUCAAGGCCUUGGCGAUGGACGAUGGGACUCUGUCAGUGAGUGCUAUAUGCUGGGUGGUGAGGAUAUCCGCAAUGUACCUUGGGAGGGUGGUAAUAUGGACGAGAUUGAUGCCUUCGUCUCCGAGGAGCUGUACAUUCAUAGCAAGCUCCUUAUUGCAGACGAUCAGGUCGUAAUUUGCGGAUCUGCGAACUUGAACGACCGCUCCCAGCUCGGCGACCACGACUCCGAGAUCGCCGUCAUCGUUCGUGACAACGACACCGUUGAAUCGUACAUGGAUGGCCGCGAAUGGCGGGCCGCUAAAUUUGCUGCCUCUUUGCGUCGGCAGAUCUUCCGCAAGCACCUUGGCCUGCUUAGGCCACAGAACUUCGAGCGACCCGACGAAAACUUCCAGCCGAUUGGCGUACCGAAUGUCUACGACUGGGGUUCAGAGGAAGACCGCCAAGUCGUUGAUCCGCUCUCCGAAGAUUUCCAGAACCUCUGGAACUGGCGAGCAAAGAAGAACACCGAUGCCUUCGGCAAGGUCUUCCACCCGGUACCCUCGGAUGAGGUUCGAAACUGGAGCCAGUACGAUGCGUACUAUUCUCGCUUCUUUGCCCAGGAACAGGGUGACAAGGAGAACAAGAAGCCGAGCUUGUACAAGAUCGGCCAUGUAGUGGCAGAGAACUUCAGCCAGGGCGAGCAAGGUAUACGCGAAGUGAAGGAGGUUCUAUCUACGAUCAAGGGAACCCUAGUAGAGAUGCCGCUCUUGUUCCUCAAGGAAGAGGAUAUCGCGAAGGAGGGUGUUGGUCUCAACGCUUUUACCGAAGAGCUUUACACGUAAAGUUCGUAACGAAACGGUCGAAUUGGAUAGACUUCGCCAUGCAUAUACUAGUGUUUCUCAGACUCAUUAGCGAGCACUUAUCAGUCAAGCCAAUACCAUUAUGGUCUCUUCGUCCACUGACUC